This is a messenger RNA of Fraxinus pennsylvanica, 423 nucleotides long. The record is from the annotation of a GenBank genome assembly. Lineage: Eukaryota; Viridiplantae; Streptophyta; Magnoliopsida; Lamiales; Oleaceae.
AUGGGGUUGGCACAGCAGCGGUGCCAUUGUUUGGUAGAGUGCAUUCCUGUGCCCCAAGAAAUUGCAAAGCAGGCACCUGUUUACUUCAAGAAGGCAAUCGAUGAAGCUGAAGAUGAAUGGAGUCAACACAACGCAAAGAAGCUCAUUGAUACAAGUGAAAAGGGUCUGCGAGGUUCGAUCCCCAAGAAUUUCCCGUAUUUCCAUGUUGAAUUUGGAUUGCAAAGGGGGUUUGUUCAUGUAAUUGACGACGAGAAAGAAUUUAAGAGCAGCUUUGGGCUCAAUGUAAUAAGAGGUAUGCUACGUCUGCCAGCCGAGGACAUGCAUCGCCGUCGGAAGCAUGAAUCCGUGGAAACGCAGAAGCAAGCUGCCACAAGUUUUGCUCGGGAUUGGGAACCUUUUGACUGGACAAAACAACUGGACUAG